GGGUUUUGCUUGCGGUGUCAACCGAUCGUCAACAUCGCUCCAGCCCAGGCAGAGCCAGGCGGACGAGGCAGAGGCACACGGAAGCAGGCGCAAGCGGACAGAGCGCUUCAACACUCGGCAGACGCAGUCGGCAGUCUCUCUGAAACUCGACAGCCAAUCCCCACAGUCCCUCUGCGACUCGACAACUGUUCCCGCAGCCGCUCUCGCAGACACCAAACAGAUGGAUGCUCCCGAGGCCUUUCCUCUGCACGGACCUGGCCACACCGAAGCCGUCUUCAACCGCACUGGAGAUCGCCUGAUCAGCUGUGGUCAGGGGCGUGUGGCUAUCCACAGCUAUCCCGACUUGGGCGGCGACCCACUCAAAGUCACCUUUGACAAAUCCUCGCCAUCAUGUCUGGCCGUGCAUCACGGCAAGAUUGUCGUUGGCAUGACAGAUGGUCACGUCGGCCUCUACAAUGCCGCCACAUUGAAGCUCGUGCGGCCGCUCGCAAGACUUGCUCUGGCCGUCACCUGUCUGGAUUUCCAUCCAAGCGGAGACUUGAUGGCUGUGGGUGCCGAGGACGGAGAGAUCCGUUUGAUCAACACCGACAACAUCAAAGACGUGAAAGUCUUGAGCGGACAUGCGCCCAUCGUUCGAUCUGUCGCAUUCAAUCCGAAAGGCACUGUAUUGGCCUCCUCAAGUUCCGACGGAUCUAUCCGAAUCUGGAACGUGUCUGAUGGAUCAUGCAUGCGAACCAUCGCAAACGCCAUCGCCAAGACCCCGGCCGAAUCGCAUAUUCUCUCGCGGAUAGCUUGGAAGCCAGACGGAUCUCUCUUUGCCAUCCCAGGAAAGGACGGAGAUAUUCUCAUGUUCCAGACGGAUUCGUGGAUCCAGGCCACACCCAUCUCGCACAACCACGACCUGCCUUUCAUCGUCGUUGCUUGGUCCGGAAGCGGCGAAUAUCUUGCAGCGGCCGCUUUGGACGGCUAUGUCGGCGUUUGGCGAGCCAAACAAUCAAAACCGCAGCUUGUCAGCUCCCAAACGCUCAAGCAUCGAGUGACCAGCCUUGCUUGGAAUCCCUCACAAAACGCACUGGGCAUGGCCACAUGCAACGGAUAUGUACAUUUGUGGUCAGAGGUGAUUCCAGCUGGUCACCCUGAGCCCUUUGCAAAUGGCGCUGGGGUUUCGACCCAGAGCGAGGACUUCCUCGACCCGAGCGAUCGCAGUGACCUCGUUGCCGAUAAAGGCAUCCGCGAUCAAGGCGAUAUUGAACUGGAGGAGCAACUCUUUGGUAGCGACUUUGACGAAGACGAGCCGGCGGAGGAUGACGAUAAUUUUGUCGUUGAUGACGAUGGCGCUGGAUACGUGCAUCGGCUCGAGACUUCCAAAGACAUGCGCCGCUACUACGACAGCGAGCGAACUAGGAUCGACCGACAGGUCGGCGGACGACGGCAAUAUGGCUUGGAAAUCCAAGCUCCCUUCCAGCCGAGCUCAACCACGCUCAAGGGCGAUCGCAAAUAUCUCGCGGUCGAUCUCUCCGGUGUCAUCUAUGCGAUCCAGGACAAGAAGAUGGAUCAAAUGAUCCAUCUGGAGUUUUUCGACAAGAGCCGGCGCUCUGUCCACUUUUCCGACGAUCGCAAUUUUAGCAUGGCCGUGCUGGGUACCUCUGGUGCGGCUUUCGCUUCUGAAACAAGCGGCAGCUACCGUAGCACACUGAUGUUCAAGUCGUAUGACACCUGGGGCGGCAACUCUCUGGACUGGAAAAUCGAGCUCCCUGCAAAGGAAAACAUCAAAGCCUUGGCCAUGACAGCAAGCUCCAUCACGGUGUUCACGGAUCAGUACUAUCUGCGCCACUUUUCUCACUCGGGGCUGCAAUUGGGCAUCCAGUCACUCAAGAGUCCUGUUGUCGCCAUGAGUGGCUGGGGAAAUGUCCUCGUCAUUGCCCGUCAUGAGGGCGGGACCUACCACGGCGAGCAAAAUCUCGGCUAUCUCAUCAUCAGCGCCUCAAGUCUCAGAAUCCUCCAGAUUGGCGAGCUGCCCAUUAGCCCCAAUGCGACACUGCAGUGGAUUGGCUUCUCAGAGCUGGGUAUGCCAGCGACUUACGACUCGCAAGGCAUUAUGCGAAUCUUGGAGCGCCACAAAAGUCGUGCCUGGGUGCCUGUCUUUGAUGCACAGGCGGUCAUGAACGGCCGCGCAGAGUCCUACUUUGCAGUCGGUGUCACGGAGACGCAGUUCAUCUGUGUUGUUCUGAAGGGUAAGGAGAAGCACCCCAGCUUCCCUCGACCAACCCUGACUGAGUUCCCGAUCCAGAUACAGUUCAUUGCUGCUGAUUCGAGCGACACACAACUGGAGGAGAGGCUGUUUCGGUCCUCGCUGCUCUCCAGCCAUGCCGAGGGCGAGAGUCACGAGAGCGGGACUUUUGAAGAGAAAGAGGCCGAGCUCGUUCGGAAAGAAGCCGACAUGGACAAGAUUCUGAUUCAGCUCAUGCAGGGAGCAUGCACGACCGAUCCACCCAACACCAACAAGUUCCUUGAGUUGUGCUCGCGACUUCAUUUGCUCAAAGCGUAUGAUGCUGCGGCACAGCUGGCGCUCUAUCAUCAGCUCCACUCGCUUUCUGAGCGAGUCGCUGUGCUCAAGGAGAGAAAAUACAGAGAAACACUCCGGCGCGAACAACAGUCGGCGCCCGGAUUCCCGAGCCGCGCACCGGUGAGCUCGCCGGAAAGCGCCGCCCAUAUCAUCCGACCGGCCGAGAAACAGCCCCCGUCUACACCCAAAAGUCCGAAUCUACUUCGUCAAAACAUCGAUGCCAUCCGUGCACGCAAGCAACGCGAAAGUCAAACACCGACGUCGUCUGUGAAUCGAAUUGCUCCGCCGCCUCAGCACGCAGACGCAGACGCAAACGCAGACGUAGACGCAGACGACUACAAUGAUAACGAUGAUACCGUGAUGGACGUCGAGAAGGAGAACUAUGGUCUCGACCAGGACGACGGCUUCGCGCCCCCGGCUUCGCGCCCAUCUUCAGGAAGCAGCAAUGCCCUUCUGCAGUCGCCGACCCCAAAGUCAUCAAAGAACCCAUUUGCCCUGUCCAGUCGGCUGCAGGCUUCCUCUCCGGUCGCCAAGACCGCUGUCAAGGGACCUGUGCCAGCAAUCUGGGAGAGUUUCCAGGGCAAGUCUCCCAAACCGGCUGCUGCCCGCAGGGAGAAUGAGCACUCGGCCAAAAAGAAGCGCAGUCAGCCCAGUAUAUCGGGCGUCUUUCGCAAGACGGAGGAUGAGCCACUUGACAAGCGUCCAAGGGUUCAAGAUGACAUUGAGGAAGACGCGAUCGAGGCGGCCGAUGUAAGCCUAGCGACUGUGUCGCUCACCCGCAGCAAGUUGCAGUUGGAAUGAACAUCCUCAAUGGCUUGGUGCACAGUCGCUCACGGCUGACCCUGCUGAUGGAUACGGUUCUCACAGCCUGCUUCGGAGCAGACAACGAACACUGUCAGCUCAAGAAGACGCCUUAUUCAAGACAGCGACGACGACGAGGCCGACGAUGAUGCGCCUGUCGUCAAGCGAGACAAGGGCAAGGGACGGGCGGUUCAAGAGAGCCCGCCCAAGCUCAGGGGCCUGGGCCGACUGGAUGACUUCAUGUUCAGCCGCAACUGAGCAUGUCUUUUGCGGUGUGAGGGAGGGGGGUGGGCUGUGCUCGCAGAACAUGCACGGGCUUUGGGAUACAAACACAUAUGUCAUUCCUACAUCUACAACCAAAGCCACAGCUACAACCACGCAGACGUGGCGGAUGUGUUUCCGCUUGUUUCUUCAAGAUCUUGUGUGGGGAUGGGUUGGCCGGGCGAUCAGUCACGAGAGAACUUACCAUGUCAUAACUGCCUCUCUCAGGUGAAC
Molecule: messenger RNA, 3862 nt
Organism: Polychytrium aggregatum
Lineage: Eukaryota; Fungi; Chytridiomycota; Chytridiomycetes; Polychytriales
Exons: 22
Coding region: 221-3367 (1048 amino acids)
Biological process (GO): DNA-templated DNA replication; DNA repair; mitotic cell cycle
Cellular component (GO): nuclear replication fork
Molecular function (GO): protein binding; chromatin binding
Source: RefSeq, a predicted model, not a curated record